UUCCAGCCAAUUCAGAGAGGCAAGACAUACUCUUGGACAGGUUGGCCCCCCUGGGAAUGCCAAAUGGGUCACUGACUGUCCAGUUCCAUCACAAGACAACUUUUCUGGGACAGGCAUCUGGGGAUCUACAAAGAAAUGGCAGAAUUAGAGAGAGAGAGAGUCUUCCUUUUCCCAUUGGUUCACCCCCUCAAGUGGCUGCUAUGGCCGGUGCGUUGCUGCCGGCGUGCUGUGGCGAUCCAAAGCCAGGAGCCAUGUGCUUCCUCCUGGUCUCCCAUGCGGGUGCAGGGCCCAAGGACCUGAGCCAUCCUCCACUGCACUCCUGGGCCACCACAGAGAGCUGGACUGGAAGAGGAGCAACCAGGACAGAAUCUGGUGCCCCAACCGGGACUAGAACCUGGGGUGCCGGUGCCGCAGGCGGAGAAUUAGCCAAGUGAGCUGUGGCGCUGGCCCUUGCUCAAUUUUUUUUUUUUUAUAUUCAUUGUGUUUCUUAGACCAUAAAAGAUAUUCCUUGGUCUGAGUAAAGUCUCAUCAACUGUCUAAAAUUCUAUUUUUCAAGGGUAACCAUGGUGAUGCCAGGAUUCACACAUCAGACUGGAAUGGUAAUACCACAUACUGUUGGCUUGGGACCAGGGGUCCAAUUUUAUCAAUCUGCCUUGCUCAUUUCUUAACUGGAUUGGUUGUUGAGUUUUUUGUGUUCCUCAUGUAUUUUUUUUAAGAUUUAUUUUAUUUAUUUGAAAGACAGUUAUAGAAUGAGGUAGAGCCAGAGAGAGAGAGAGAGCUUCCAUCUGCUGGUUUACUGCCCAAAUGACCACAAUGGCCAGAGAUGAACUGAUCGAAAGCCAGGAGCCAGGAGCUUCUCCCAGGUCUCCCAAAUGGGUGCAGGGACCCAAGGACUUGGGCCAUCUUCUACUGCUUUCCCAGGCCACAGCAGAGAGCUGUAUCGGAAAUGGAGCAACUGGCAUCCAUGUGGAGUGCCAGUGCUGCAGACCAGGGCUUUAGCCUGCUGCGCCACAGCGUCAGCCCCCCUCAUAUAUUCUUGAUAUUAAUCCCUUGUCAGGUAAGUGGCUUGCAAAUAUUUCCCUUCAUUCUAUUGGAUAACUUCAUUCUGUUGUGGUUUCCUUUGCUGUACAGAAGCUUCUGAGUUUGGUAUAAUCCCAUUUGUCUAGUUUUAUUUGUAGUGCCUUUGCUUUGGGGUCUUAUUAAAAGAAUAAUUGCUAGCACCAUUGUCUUGAAGCAUUUCUCCUGUUUUCUUCUAGCAGUCUCAUAGUUUGAGAUCUUACAUUUAGGUCUUCAAUCCAUUUUUAUUUUAUUUUUGUAUAUGGUGAGAGGUAGGGAUCUAAUUUCUUGCUUCUACAUAUAUACAUACACGGUUUUGCCAGCCCCAUUUAUUGAAAAGAUUCCUUUCUCCAGUGUAUGUAAAAAAUCAGUUGGCUCUAUGUGCAUGGAUUAACUUCUAGGUUCUCUAUUUUGUUCUAUAUGUAGGUUUUUAUGGCUGUAUGAUGCUGUUUUAAUUUUUUUUAAAGAUUUAUUUGAAAGAGUUACAGAGAAGGAGAGCCAGAGGCAGAGAGAGAAAGAGAGCGAGAGAGAGAGAGAAUCUUCCAUCCAUUGGUUUACCCCCCAAAUGGCUACAAUGGCUGGGGCUGGGCCAGGCUGAAGCCAGGAUCUAAGAGCUUCCUCCAGGUUUCCCAUGUAGGUUCAGGGACCCAAGUGCUUGUGCCAUCUUCUGCUUUCCCAGAUGCAUUAGCAGGGAGCCGCCUCAGAAGUGGAGCAGCCAAGAUUUGGACUGGUGCCCAUGUGGAAUGGACACUGCAGGCAGAGGCCCCUUGUAGUAUUCUUUGAAAUUAGGUUUCGUGAUGCCUUUUUGUUUGUUUUGUUUUGACUCAUGAUCUCUCUUGCUGUUCUGGGUCUUUUGUGGUUCCAUGUGAAUUUUAGGAUUAUUUUUUAAUUCUAGAAAGAAUGUCAUUUGUAUUUUGAUAGGGAUUGCACUGAAUCUGUUGUUUGCUUUAGGUAAUAAUACUAUCUAUAUUUUAACAAUGUUAAUUCUUCCAAUCUAUGAAUAAGGGAUAGUUUUCCAAUUUUUGUGCACUUGCUAAUUUCUUUUUUUCUUCUUUCAUCAGUGUUUAGAUACCUUUAAUUAAAUUUAUUUCUAAAUACUGAUAUUUUUGUAGCUAUUGUGAUUGAUUUCCUUUUUCACAAGAUCAUUGUUGCUGUAUAAAAAUGCUUCUGAUUUUUUGUAUGUUGAUUUUUGUAUACUGCCACUUUGCUGAAUUGGUUUUAUCAUUUGUACAAAAUCAUAUCUGCAAACAUAGAUAUUCUGACUUCUUUCGAAUUUUGAUGCCCUUUAUUUUGUUCUCUUCCCUAAAUCUCUUGUUAGUACUUCAGUACUAUAUAGGAGUCGUGAAAAUGGACAUCCUUUUCUUGUUCCAGGUCUGAUGUGAAAUGCUCUCAGAUGUUCUCUUUUCAGUGUGGUACUUCCAGUGUGGUUUUGUCAUGUAUGGCCAUUAUAAUUUUCAGGUAUGUUACUUCUAUGCCUAAUUUUUGAUUUCAUCAUGGAAGGGCAUUGAAUCUUAUCAGGUGCUUUUCUUUUUGCAUUUUUGAGGUAAUGAUAUGUUUUUUGUUCUUUAUGCUGCUAAUGUGAUUUAUUACAUUUAUUAAUUUGCAAACCUUGCAUCCCUGGUACAAAUCCCAUUUGAUUGUGAUGUAUGAUCUUUAUAUGUAGUGUUAGAUUCACUUUGCUGAUAUUCUGUUGAGAAUUUUUGCAUUCAUCUUCAUCAAGAAUAUUGUUCUGUAGUUUUAUGUUUGUGUUGUAUAUUUGUUUUUGGUAUCAGAGUAGUGCUGACCUCAUGUAAAGAGUUUAACAAAGUUCUGUACUUUUGGAUAUUUUGGAAUAGUUUGAAAAGUAUUGGAAUUACCUCCUCUUUAAAUGUUUUGUAGAAUUCAGUAGUGAAACUGUCAGAUCCUGAACUUUGUUUGAUAGAAGAUUUUUAGUUACUGCUUCAAUCUCAUUAAUAUUAUUCUGUUUAUAUCUUCUAAAUGUUCUUUUUCCCUUUUUUUACUCCACUUUUUUAUGUUUUUUAAAAAUUUUAUUUAAGUUAUACAAAUUUCAUGUAUUUCAAAUAUACAGAUUUAGGAACAUAGUGAUACUUCCCACCCUACCCUUCCUCCUGCCCUCUAAAUCGUGAUUCAGUGUUGGUAGGUUGUUUAUGCCCAGGUUUCUUUGAGGUUUUCUAAUUUUUUAGCAUAUAGUUGUCCAUAUGUUUUCUCAUAAUCUUUUGUAUGCAGUGAGGUCAUUAGCCAGGUCUCACAGGUCAAGAGCCAGUUAUACCAGGGAGUUACAGCCUUCAGCUUGUAACAGAAAUGCAAAUAGGGCCCACCAGCGAAUGUUGAGUUACUGUAGCAAUUGUGGCACUCACAACUACUGUCCCAAAGCUGCAGGACAAAGAAGGUACUAUUCCCCCAGGACAUGCAAGGCUGAUGCUGGCCUUGUGCCCUGGUCAUCCAGAACCUUGUGCCAAGAAAUGCAGAAGGAGGCAUCCUCAGGCCUGAUCACCUGGGCUUGUCUGUUGGUUACUGCUUGUUCUUAGGCCCAAGGAGCGGAGGGGGAACUUCCCUAUAUCAUGCAGGUAGUAAAUGUGACUCCAGGACUUGUUCCCAGCAAUCCUUCAGCUGCAGGAUGCAGAGGGGUCUGCUCUCUUUCCUUUGAAAUCCCCCUGACUCUGGCCCUUGGGGCUUCUGGCAGUGGUGGGGCUGCUUGCUGUCUCCUAAGCCAGAAUGAAGUCUAGCCAUGGCUGUACCACAGCAGCGCAGGUCUGGGGCUUGAAGAUGGAGGGAGGUGAUGUGGGUUCCUUUUUUGGGAAUAAAGCAACCUGUGGGACCCCAGUCAACUUUCUAGACUGGAUUAAGGCCAGUAAGGACUGGAAAAUUCUCCUGUAGUUAGAUAUGCUGCUUUAUGGCAAAGAUGAAGCUUUCUGCUUUCCUUUCUCCAGAAGAUGGGGUCCUCCCAGCUGGGGAGCCAUGGUGGGAGUGACAGUAUGUGUUGUUCUUUCUCUGUACUGUUUAGAAUUGUUGUACUUCUUUACUGAAGUUUUCACUCAGGCAGUCUGCUAAAAAUGUGAUCCUUCCUUUGUUAUUUUUUUUUUUUUUUAAGAUUUAUUUUUAUGGGACCGGUGCUGUGGCGCAGUGGGUUAACGCCCUGGCCUGAAGCACCAGCAUCCCAUAUGGGCACCAGUUCUAAACCUGGCUGCUCCACUUCCUGUCCAGCUCUCUGCUAUAGCCCGAGAAGAACAUGGCCCAAGUCCUUGGGUCCCUGCACCCACUUGGGAGACCUGGAAGAAGCUCCUGGCUUCUGGCUUCGGAUCAGCACAGCUCCAGCCAUUGCAGCCAUCUGGGGAGUGAACCAUCAGAUGGAAGAGCUCUUUUUCUCUCUGCCUCUCUCUGUGUAACUCUGACUUUCAAAUAAAUAAAUAAAUCUUUAAAAUUUGAAAGACAGAGUUACAGAGAGAGAGAGAGGGAGGGAGAGAGAGAGAGAUCUUUCAUCUAUUGGUUCACUCCUCAAAUAGCCCUAAUGUCUGGGACUGGGCCAGGCCAAAGCCAGGAGCCAGGAACUUCAUUCAGGUCUCCCACAUGGGUGGCAGGGCACAAGCACCCUGGCCAUUUUCUACUGCUUUCUCAGGCACAUUAGCAAGGGCCUGGCUGGGGAGCAGAGCAGCUGGGACUUGAACUAGCUCUCAAUGCUGGCCCUCAUUCUGUUGUUUUUUUCUGUACUAAAAGUGAGUGCAGGCUGGUGCCGUGGCUCAAUAGGCUAAUCCUCCGCCUUAUGGCGCCGACACACCAGGUUCUAGUCCCGGUCAGGGCACCGGAUUCUGUCCUGGUUGCCCCUCUUCCAGGCCAGCUCUCUGCUGUGGCCCGGGAGUGCAGUGGAGGAUGGACUUGGGCCCUGCACCCCGUGGGAGACCAGGAUAAGCGCCUGGCUCCUGCCUUCGGGUCGGCGCAGCGCUGGCUGUAGUGGCCAUUUUGGGGGUGAACCAAUGGAAAGGAAGACCUUUCUCUCUGUUUCUCUCUCUGUCUCUCUCUCUCUCUCACUGUCCACUCUGCCUGUCAAAAAUUAAAAAAAAAAAAAAAGUGAGUGCAGGGCCUCUCUGUUCAGCCAUCUUGUGCAAUCACUGUCAAGUACUUUUAUAGAUUUUUACAUUGCUAAUUGGAGAGUUUUAUAGUAUGACAGGAAUUGUGGCCAGAGGCCUGGUAUAUUCAAACUUCUAGCACUAUUGAACUCCGUGAACCUCUCAUUCCUUGACUGGUUUUAGGAAUUGCCAAAACGAUCAAAAAAGGAGUGAUCUAAGUGCUUCAAAUCUCUUGCUGAAGAUAGUAAUUAAACAUACUUGUUUUUGCAUUGUGUUUGAGAUCAGGAAGACCACAAGAAUCAUUUUUAUAUCUACUACUUUGGAAGAUAACUCUUAAAGCAUUCCUCAUAACACCAUAAUGUAAAUGGAGUUUUUAUUGUCUUUGAGCAUAACACUACUUUUUUUAAUUAAAGAUUUGUUUUAUUUAUUUGAGAGACAGGGUUAGAGAGAGAGGUAGAGUCAGAGAGAGAUGGCUCAAGUACUUGGGCCCCUGCCACCUAUGUGGGUAAACCAGAUGGAGUUCCAGGCUCCUGGCUUUGACUUGGCCCAGUCCCGAUAUUUGGGGAGUAAACCAGCAGGUGGGAGAUUGAUCUCUCAUCCCUUGUCACUGUGCCUUUCAAAUAAAUAAAUCUUUUACAAAAGAAACAUGUUCACUGAAUAAUGGCUUUACCCCUUUACCUUUAGUCUUGUUGAGAAACACCAAGGCUUAGCUUUUCAUAAUAUUCAAGGGGGAACUUAAGUUUGUGAUCUUAUUCUUCCUUGAAUUUAGAGAAGCUUCUGCAUUGAUAAGAAAGAUGAUCUUGGACCCAGGAUUCAGUUCCCUGAAAUUAGUGAAGACAUGACAAACUUGUAUUCUCCUAUCAUCCUCUAUGUGACAGAACACUCAAUUCAGCUAGUAGUUUUGUCCCAAGAACUGUUUUUAGAGUUGUUAGAGUUCUGUACCCUUAAAGGCUGAGUGUAGUUUGGAGCACUACAUGCCUGCUCUCCUUUUUAGGUUUUGUGUUGAUCCCAAACUGCCACCAGUGGCCACCACAAAUUUGGUCUAAUGUUGACCAGAGGGUAAUGGUAAGAGUCAGGGAAGGGCAAAAAUAUAUGUGGCCGGAGACAGCCUGAAGUGAGGUAGGUAAGACAAGAAUUAUCAAUGAAGUGUGGGGUAACUGCAGGCAAAAGGCAAAGAGGGUGUAGAUGUUUGGGACAGUAGUUAAGAUGCUACAUGGAAUGCCUGCAUCACAUGUCUGAGUGCCUGGUUUGAGUCCUGGCUCCCCCACAUCUGAUCUAGCUUCCCACUAAUGUUUACCCUGGGAGACAGGAGAUGGGAUGCCAAACACUUAGGGUCCUGCCAGCCAUGUAGAAGACCCAGACUGAGUUCCAGGCUCUUGGCUUCUGCCUGAUCCAGACCUUGUUAUUAUGGACAUUUUGGGGAGUGAACUAGCAGGUGGAAGAUCUCUGUCUCUCUGUAUUUCAAAUAAAGUGAAAAUUUUUUUUUAAAAGGAAAGAAAGCAUGAGGUCAAAGGAGAUCUAAGUAGUUGCUGGUAGUAUGGAGAAGCAGGCAAUGUCCUAGUAAGUCUGUAGAAACCCACAAAAGAAACUGGUGGGAGUAUUGCAAUAAGUUUAAUCAUACAAUUACUGGAAGAGAAGAUUUAACAUGUUGCACACUAAUCAGAACCACUAGGUUCUAAGGGAGAAUUGUCCUAGAUGGACAAUUUACUCUAAAAGAACUCUAAACACCGAAUCAAUUUAUCAAGAGUUGUGUCAGAAGCACAUACAUGCUAUUUGAAUCACAUGCAUGGCUGCUUCUCUCUUCUUUUUGGAGGGAGGAGGCAAAAACUUGAAUUUUGUAGUAUUCAUGAUCUAACAGUUGAGACAGUGAUUGUUAAGAGGCAGGUAGCGGGGCCAACCGCCUGCAGUGCUGGAAUCCCAUGUGGGCGUCAGUUUGAGUCCUGGCUACUACACUUCAGAUCCAGCUCUCUACUAUAGCUUGAGAAAGCAGUAGAUGAUGGGCCCCUGCACCUGUGUGGGAGGACCUAAAAGAAGCUCCUGGCUCCUGGCUUCGGAUUGGCCCAGUUCUGGCUAUUGUGGCUAUUUGGGGAGUGAACCAGUGGAUGGAAGACUCUCUCUUUCUCUCUCUCUCUCUCUCUCUCUCUGCCUCUCUUAACUCUGCCUUUCAAAUAAAUAAAUAAAUCUUAAAAAAAAAAAAAGGCAGCUACAGGAAAUACAGGGAUAGCUUUCUCAAUCACACAUGGGGUUGGUAAUGAAAUGAUUAUGAGGGAGCUGGUUUACUCUGUUUAGUGUUACCAUUACAAAAUACCUAAAAGCUGAGUAAAUUAAAGGUUUAUCUGGCCCAUGAUUCUGGUGACUGAAGGGUCACCAGUAACUGGCACUGGCAAGGAACCCUCCUGGUUACAUUAUGAAUUUGUGGUUGAAAAGGAAAUUGUUUAAAGAAGGGGCAGAGAUGUUGCUUUUGAGAGAAUGCAUCUAAUUGUGUAAUACCCGACCCAUCCUGUUAUAAGAAUGGGGUGGAGCCCCGUGACCUAAUUACCUGCCACUAGAUCCAUCUCUUAAAGAUUCCAUUGCCUCAGUACUGCCACAUUGGGGACCAAGUUUCCAAUACAAAGAACUUUGUAGGGCAAAUCAUAUAUCCAAAUAGCUAUAAAUAAUUAUAAAUGAAUAGUUAAAAAUGAAAUAAAUAAGUGUCUUGAGGGAGAGGGUUGUAAGAGGUAUAAAUGGACAUUGGUGAAGAGGGGGAAAUAAGAUAGAGAAGAGGGGGAUUGAAGGAAUUUUUUUUGAAGAUUUAUUUAUUUUUUUGAGAGAUAGAGUUAUAGACAGAGAAAGAGGUCUCCCAUCCACGGGUUCAAUCCCCAAAUGGUCACAAUGGCCGGAGCUUGGCCAGUCUGAACCCAGAAAUGGAACGAGGAACUUCUUCUGGGUCUCCCAUGUGGGUGCAGGGGCCCAAGCAUUUGGGCCAUCUUCCACUGCUUUCCCAGGCCAUUAGCAGGAAGCUGGAUUGGAUGUGGAGCAGCUGGGACUCAAACUGGCACUCAUAUGGGAUGCCGGCUCACAGGCAGAGGCUUAACCUACAAUCCGAAGUGCUGGCCCAGGAAAUUAAUUAAUUAAUUAAGGAUGCAAUGUUAGGACACCAUCAUCCCAUAUUAGAGUGGCUAUUUUGAGCCCUGAUUUCACAUUCUUUCUUUCUUUUCUCCUUCCUUCCUUCCUUCCUUCCUUCCUUCCUUCCUUCCUUCCUUCCUUCCUUCCUUCCUUCCUUUUUUUUAGAUUCUAUCUAUUUGAGAGGUAGAGCUACAGAGAGGGGUCUUCCAUCAACUGGUCCAUUCCCCAAAUGGCUGCAACAGCCAGAACUGAGCUGAUGCAAAGCCAGGAGACUUCUCCAGGACCCCAUGUGGGUGCAGGGGCCCAAGGACUUGGGCCAUCUUCUCUGCUUUCCCAGGCCAUAGCAGAGAGCUGGAUCAGAAGUGGAGCAGCCGGGACUUGAACUGGUGCCCAUAUAGGAUGCUGGCGUGUCAGGCCACAGUGCCAGGCCCAGUAGCAGGUUUUAUUAAAGAAAAAAUUGCAUGAUUUACUUUUCACCAGUCUGUUCUGGCAUGUUUCUAAUAAUAUCAGAAUCACCUGGAUCAAUGAUAGAAUGAGUGCAUACUCUGUAGUUUUUUCCACAAGUGGUGCCCAGUUAAUUAUGAUUGCCACUAUAGUGAUGGACACCAGUUUUGGCCAACAUGAUGUUAAUAUUCUAUUUCAAAUUUCCUCAGAGCCAGGCAGUUGUUGGUGAGGAUGACCAGUUUCGCUUUGCUUUGUCUGAUCAUGUUCAGAGACUGCUUGUACCGUAGCACAUAUUUUCCAUUCUUCAUCAUGAGCUAGAGCCUAGAGUUGAUAGACUCCAGCAACUUUUUUGUCUUCUUUGUGACCACUAUCUUCCUGCCUUAGGUGUGGGAUGGCCUCCAACCAAAUGUAGCCGCCAAGAUGGCUAGGGGGCAAGAAAGGCACAGUUGAUUUUUUUUUUAAAAAUAUUUAUUUAUUUAUUUGAAAGUCAGAGCUACACAGAGGAGAGGCAGAGAGAGAGAGAGAGGCCUUCCAUCCACUGGUUCACUCCCCAACCUGCCACAAUGGCAGGAGCUGCGCCUAUCCGAAGCCAGGAGCUAGGAGAUUCCCCCCAGGUCUCCCAUGUGGGCACAGGAGCCCAAAGACCUGGGCCAUCUUCCACUACCCUUCAAGGCCACAGCAGAGAGCCAGAUCGGAAGUGGAGCCGCCAGGACCCGAACCAGUGCCCAUAUGGGAUGCCGGCACCGCUGGUGGCGGCUUCACUGGCUACACUACAGUGUUGGCCCUACAGUUGAAUCUUAACACACGUAUUAUUUAUAGUAUCUUCAGCAAGUGAUCUAUCUUCUCAUCUAUGAACAUAAAAUUAUUUCAUUAUAGUCUAAGUACAAAGUCUAUCAAGUGAAAACACAGCCAGAAACUUGGAAACACUUCAGAACAACCUGUUCCCACCUUAGUAACGUAAUACAAGAGUUAGGCUGAGGUUUUAAGAGUAGUUAUCUCCUGGCUUCGGAUUUACUUGGCUCUAGCCAUUGUGGCCAUGUGGAGAUUUGUAAACCUGUGGAUGGAAAAUCACUCUGUCUCUGUAACUCUGCCUUUCAAAUAAAUAAAUAUUUAAAAAUAAACAAAAAAUUACAUGGAUGGAUCAUAAUAUAUUCCUAUUGAUUAAACAGCAUUGACCAAGAUCUUCUUGUCCUCAUGGGGAGGUCCUGUAUGUUCCAAACCACCUCACUUCUGUGAUGCUAAAUUCUAUAAUGUCAAGGGCCUUUUUUUUUUUUUUAAACCUGCUUCUUAUUUAUUCACUCAACGGUAUUUACUGAGUACAUUGCCAGGCCUCUAUUCUAGUUACUAGGGAUAUAGCAGGGAGCAAGAUAAACCAGAUCCCUACUAUUUUAAGUCUAUAUUACAGUAAAGGGAGACAGACAAAAAACAUUUGUGAUGGAAGGGAUGGGUGUUGUGUGUAGUGGGUAGCAGCUGCCUACAACAUUGGCAUCCCAUAUGGAUGCUGUUUCAUGUACCAGCUACUCCAUUUCUGAUCCAGCUCUCUGCUAAUGUCCAGGAAAGCAGUGGAAGAUGGUCCAAGUGUUUGGGCCCCUGCCACCCAUGUGGGAGACCCAGAUGAAGCUCCUGACUCUUGGCUUUGACCUGGCCCACUGCUGGAUAUUGUGGCCAUUUGGGGAGUAAACCAGUGGAUGGAAGAUAUAUUUCUCUCUCUUCUCGCUCUCUCUUUCGGCCAUCUAGUGGGGUUGGGGGUCUUUGGGCCCCUCAUACAUAGGUAGAAUGUUCUUCCACAAGCAGGCUGACUAGUUGUGGCUGGAAAGCCUGUCUCCAGACCAGCUGAUACCUCCCCACACUAAUAGCUUCUUGUUCUGCAUGUGUGACCUUGCAGCUUUAAAUCACACCUUCAGGGUGGGUGCAAGCUUUCACCCAGAGCUGGCUGGGGAAGGGGCUGAGCCCCAAGGGGGAGUCAGACUGGUCCCAGGAGAUCCAAGCAGAUAUGUCGUGUGGCAUUCUUCAAAAUUCUUUAAGACUAAAUAAGCUUCUUUCCUGGCAUCUAAAGCAAAAUAAAUAUAUAAUGAGAAAAAAUAAUUUUGGUUUUUAAAGAGGUAAGAAAGAGAAAAAAGCAGACACAAGGAGACCAUUCAAAACAUUACUACAGUGACCCAGGUGUCACAAGUUGUGGGGUGGUCUAUGGAUUCACAUUAGAAUGAAAAGAAAUGGAUUUGAAGUACAGAAAUAAAAUCAGAAUAACCUGAUUAUUGUAGACCUCUACAUUCUCACAUGAAAAAAAUGCUUACAUAUUAGGUUAAACACAUGAAGUUUCUAUUUCUAUAUGCUCCAAACCAUUAAAUAUCAGCAACUUCAAAUGAUUUAAACUAUUGUAACAAACCAAGGACCACCAGGGCUGUGGCCCUGGAGAGCAGUGGAGGAUGGCCCAAGUCCUUGGGCCCCUGCACCCAUGUGGGAUAUCCGCAAGAAGCUCCUGGCUCCUGGCUUUGAAUCGGCGCAGCGCCUACUGUUUCGGCCAUUUGGGGUGUGAACCAGUGGACCGAAGACCUGUCUCUCCCUCUCACUGUCUGUAACUCUAACUCUUAAAUAAAUAAAUAAAUCUAAAAAAAAAAAAAAAAAAAAAAAAGGACCACCAGGUCUUCAAAUUCAUCCAAAUUAAAAGUUGUAAAAAUGGGGCUGGGGCUGUGGCGUAGCAGGUAAAGCCGCCGCCUGCGGUGCCGGCAUCCGAUAUGGGCACCGGUUCAAGUCCCGGCUGCUCCACUUCUGAUCCAGCUCUCUGCUAUGGCCUGGGAAAGCAGUAGAAGAUGGCCCAAGUCCUCGGGUCCCUGCACCCACAUGGGAGACCUGAAGUGGCUCCUGGUUUCAGAUGGGUGCAGCUUGGACAUUGCGGCCAACUGGGGAGAGAACCAGCGGAUGGAAGACCUCUCUGCCUCUCUUUCUCUCUCUCUGUAACUCUUUCAAAUAAAUAAAUAAAUCUUAUAAAAAAAAAGUGGUAAAGUCCUCAUCUUUGAGAUAUGGAUCUUCUGGCAGAUGGAAAACUUGGAUUUGGCCCUGUGUAGGGCCUCAGUAAUAUUCUCUUUAUUCUGCAACUUGGUGUGGAUAUACUUGGCCAACCAUGAACCUUGGCCGCCAUGCCCUGGGGCAUGAGAAAGACUGAGGUGGAUCUUGAGUGAAUUUCCAGACCUGGCUGCUGCACUUCUGAUCCAGCUCCCUACUAAUGUGCCAGGGAAAGCAGUGGAAGAUGGUCCAUGUCAUGGGACCCUUGCACCCUUGUGGGAGACCCAGAAGAAGCUCCAGUCUCCUUCCUGGCUUCAGCCUUGUCCAACCCCUGCUGUUGCAGCCAUUUGGGUUGUGAACCAGCGGAUGGAAGACCUCUCUCUUUCUCUCUCUGCCUCUCUGUAACUCUGCCUUUCAAAUAAAUAAAUCUUUAAAAAAGCCAAAAAAACUAGGCUUCAUCCCUGAAGCUUACAUCAUGGAUUUUGUAUUUAAAAAGCUAAGUGGGAAAACAGGUUUUGUAAGAAAUUGCAAUUCAUUAAGAUACGAAUGGAUGGAAAAUAUCUAAGAUUAAAAAUAUAUUCAAUUAUAAUUAUUUUUGAACACUUAAUAGUAUACCAUGUACUAUUCCCAGGUACAAUAUUAUUAGUAGGAAUUCCUCAAUAAAUUUACAGUCUAUGUGAUGGACAAAGGACAAAAGCCUCAGAUCUACUUUAGUCCCCUACCUAUCUAACUCAGAGCAGACUGAACCCCCACUUUCUUCCCCAACCAGCUCCACCCUAUCUUGGCCCUCCAAGCCUCCCAAACCUUCUCAACCAUAUCUCAAUUUUAGCCCAAGCCUCGCCUUGCUCUCCCCCAAGCUCUCCAUCUUGCAUGAAGCUUCUAUGAAAAUGUGCUCUCUGUGUUACCAGUCGCAGGGGGAGGGCGGUUGCUAGAGUUUUCGUUGCCAGAGUUUCGUGGGUUCUUUUCCUCAGCUUAGUAUAGAAAUAAAAAGCCUGGAAGCCUUUUGCAAAGAGGCAGAACCUUUUAUUGGACAGAAAAGAAACUUAUUUGAUUAGCAAGUGACGGAAAAAGCGUCUGGUUUGAGAGGAGACUAGCUGAAGUGUCGGAGCAGGACACUGGCUUUUAGGAAGUGUCCCGAGUUUUUAAGGCAUUACUGUUCAUUGGGCCAUACUAUUUGGGGAGCCCAUUGGAGGGGUGGAGGAGGUUUCACAUACAUAUGUCAAUUGGCUUGGGGCUCAUGAAGGUAGCAGGGGGCUGUCUCCUUAGGGGCUCAGCCCCCUCCUCUGUCAGCUCUGGGUGAAAGAUUGCAACCAUCCUGGAGGUGUGACUUAAAGUCGCAAGGUCACAUAUGCAGUACAAGAAGCUAUUAGUGGGGGAGAUUCCAGUGGGUCUGGAGACAGGUUUUCCAGCCACAGCUGUUAGCCUGCUUGUGAAGGACAUUCUACCUACGUGUGAGGGGCCCACAGACCCCUACCCCCUCUAGCUCCAUUGGACGGCCUCACUCUGCUGUGUUUCCAGGUGUUUCUCUACCAUGUGUUCCCUCGAGCCCCUCUCAGGUUUGUUCCCUGAAUAAACCUUUUCUGGUUGUGUGUCUUGCCUCCGCCUUGCCUUGCUUUUCUUUCUUUACACUACGUGGUAACAAGAUUACGAAGCGAGAACAGUAGAGCUAGCAUGCAGUCCACCUCGUUAGUGUCCUAAAACCCAGGAAAUGCUCCCUCCUUCGCCGCGUUCCCAGCCCCGGCGUCUGCAAGGCUGCGAGUCAGCUCUGUGACCGUCACGUCUGCCAGCCACUCAGCGGAGCUAACCCCGCAAAAAGCAGAGAUACUGAGGACUGCGUCCCCAUAGUGUUUACGACCAGCGGCCGCAUAGUCCUUCAACACGCAUGCGCAGGAGGACGCUUAGGGAAGCGUGUCGCCCCUCCACCGGCGACCAUAGAGCGGUCAGUCCUCCUCUGUUCCUAGAGGGCUUCCGGAAGUGCCUGGGGGCCAAGAUGCGCUCUGCCUGGUGUGCCUCAGCGGGUUUGGAAGUUAAUGGCUGGAGAGGCCUACUGGAGUAUAACGGUGCUUGUCUUUUUACCUCGACCUUGUUCCGGGUCAGCACAUCCUGUGCAGCCGCCCCUGCUUACCCCAGGCCGCUCUGGAACUCACAAAGUAUCCUUAGGCUUUCAGAAGGUUCUUAAGAUAAAGAAAGUAGUGGAAACAAACCUCCUGAGCUUUUCUGGCCCUAAAUGGCUGCAGAAUCAAGAAAGCCUGCAGCCCCAUCUCCACGAGAGCAGGCUCCAGAAGAGGAUCUUGUAAUUGUCAAGGUAGAGGAGGAGGAUCAUGGUUGGGACCAAGAAUCUGUUCUGCAUGAAAAUAACCCUCCUGGCCAAGAACUGUUUCGCCUGCGCUUCAGACAGUUGUGCUACCAGGAGACACUGGGACCCCGAGAAGCUCUGAUACAACUCCGGGCACUUUGCCAUCAGUGGCUGAGGCCAGAUUUGAACACCAAGGAACAGAUCUUGGAGCUGCUGGUGCUGGAGCAGUUCUUGACUAUCCUGCCUGGGGAGCUGCAGACUCUGGUUAAGGAACAUCAGUUAGAGAAUGGAGAGGAGGUGGUAACCCUAUUGGAGGAUUUGGAAAGGCAGAUUGAUAUACUAGGACGGCCAGUCCCAGCUCGUGCUCAUGGACAUAGGGUACUUUGGGAGGAGGUGGUGCAUUCAGAAUCUGCACCAGAGCCUCCAAGUACUCCGCUCCAACCAGUGGCAAUCCAAUACAAAUCUCCAGUGUCCCAAGGGCCGCAACAGAGAGCUUUAUCUACUUCUCAGAGUCCUGUCUCUUCUCAGAAAGGAAAUUCUGGAGACCAGGAGAUGACCGCCACACUUCUCACAGCAGGGUUCCAGACUUUGGAGAAGAUCGAAGACAUGGCUGUGUCCCUUAUUCGAGAGGAGUGGCUUCUUAAUCCAUUGCAGAAGGAUUUGAGUAGAGAUAAUAGACCAGAAAAUUAUAGAAACAUGUUCUCCCUGGGUGGUGAGACCAGGAAUGAGAACAGGGAAUUAGCUUCAAAACAGGUAAUAUCUACUGGAAUCCAGCCACAUGGAGAAACAGCUGCCAAGUGCAACGGGGAUGUUAUCAGGGGUCUUGAGCAUGGAGAAGCCCAAGAUCUUCUGGGCAGAUUAGAGAGGCAGCGGGGAAAUGCCACACAAGAAAGACGACAUAAAUGUGAUGAAUGUGGGAAAAGUUUUGCUCAGAGUUCAGGCCUUGUUCGCCACUGGAGAAUCCAUACUGGGGAGAAACCCUAUCAGUGUAAUGUGUGUGGUAAAGCCUUCAGUUACAGGUCAGCCCUUCUUUCCCAUCAGGAUAUCCACAACAAAGUAAAACGCUACCACUGUAAGGAGUGUGGUAAAGCCUUCAGUCAGAACACAGGCCUGAUUCUGCACCAGAGAAUCCACACUGGUGAGAAGCCAUAUCAGUGUAAUCAGUGUGGGAAAGCUUUUAGUCAGAGUGCAGGCCUUAUUUUGCACCAGAGAAUCCACAGUGGGGAGAGACCUUAUGAAUGUAAUGAAUGUGGGAAAGCUUUCAGUCAUAGCUCACACCUCAUUGGACAUCAGAGAAUCCACACUGGGGAGAAGCCCUAUGAGUGUGAUGAGUGUGGGAAAACCUUCAGGCGGAGCUCACAUCUUAUUGGCCACCAGAGAAGCCACACUGGGGAGAAACCCUACAAAUGCAAUGAAUGUGGCAGGGCCUUCAGUCAAAAGUCAGGCCUUAUUGAACAUCAGAGAAUCCACACUGGAGAAAGACCUUAUAAAUGUAAAGAAUGUGGGAAAGCUUUCAAUGGGAACACUGGCCUCAUUCAGCAUCUGAGAAUCCACACAGGGGAGAAGCCCUAUCAAUGUAAUGAGUGUGGGAAAGCGUUUAUUCAGAGGUCGAGUCUCAUUCGACAUCAGAGAAUCCACAGUGGAGAAAAAUCUGAAUCCAUGGUAGUUUAGGAAAAGCUUGUCAUAGUUUGGAUAUUAUUUGACAUUAGAGAAACCAUGCAGUGGUGAAAGACCUUUCAGUGUAGAAAGGCAGAAAGUCUCAUCAUUGCAACUUUAUCUAGUGUCAGAAUCUAUAGUGGUGGCAAAGUUAGAAUAGCUCCUCAGUAGUUUGGGCCAGUGCCUUGAUACAGGUUGAUUAGCUUGACUGUCCUAGCAGGUGUCUGAUGGAUCAGAGCUUCUGAUGGCCUAAUAUAGCCUUUAGACAUCUAAAAUAGCAUUAGAGCAAGUUGCUUGUCAAGGCUUUAGACAGUUAACUUUGUCUUUUGGAUAAUUAGCUGUAGGUUUCAGAGAAGCUGCUACACCUAGUUCCUCUGCUGCUUCCCAUCUAUGAUACCUUUCUCCCCUCCAUUCCCCUCAAGGUGCCCUUGUACUUCUAUCUGAGAAGCUGCUUUACAGUCCAAGGCGGCUUCUGUGUGUGACUUAUAUUUGUUAGCUUUCUAAGAUCCUAGUUCUAGGGAAAUUUUUACAGACACUUAAUGUAUUUAUGCUUAAGUGUGCACUUUUUUAUUCUGAUGUUCCUUCUAGUAAUCCAUAUUCUCAAGCAAACUCAGAAUGCUAUAUUUUUAACAGCACUCCAGCAUUUUACUUCACAUAUCACCUUCACUGACUCCACUGAGUCACUGAGCAUCUGUACGUAUCCUUCACCACCCCUCUCCCAGUACGUGUGUCAGCAAAGGAAAUGGACGCGUUAGUGAUGGUUGUGAGAGUGAUGCAAACAAUGAGGUGAGUGGAGACUCAGCCCAGCUACUCUGAAGCUUGGAUAAUUGUACCUUUUGGUGACUUCUGACUCUCCUUGCACCUCCCUGCUGUAUACUGUGGAACAAAUAGAAAUUUGCACUAUCCUAGUUUUGGCAUCACAUAGAAGAAAUAGGAGACAGAGAUGCUUGAAGAAGACAUAAAAAUCCUUACAAAGAAUGUACACUCAUGCCUUUUGGCCCAUUAUAGUACUGUUCUCAGGUCCUAUAAGCCUGCACAGACUCCUUGACUAGAUGAUCUGUCAUUCUUCAUUACCCUGGAACCACCUCCUUUGGUCGCUCAUCAUUUUCUGUAUUUCCUACCAUUAAUUUAUAUAAUAUCCACAGUGAUAAUGUAUUGAAUACCUUGCAGUUCAUUUCUUGUCUGAAUUCUGAUGUACUCCAUCUGUAUUCCAUGUCUGUAAUUUCCCAGCACAGACAUAAACUAUUAAACUUAUCAUUACCAGGCACUGUAUUUCAUCUUUGAGGCUUUUCAAUUUACCAAAGGAUGCUUAUAAAGUAAUGAGACUGGUUUUAAAGUUAUAUGCUAAAACUUAUGCAUCCAGUCUGGAUUAUCCUUUAAAUUGGGUGGUUCUAGUUAACUCCAAAGCACCAUUAUUCCUAUUAGUGUUACAUUCCUUCAAAUUUUUGGAAUACAGUUAGAAUUCUUGCCUAAUAGACAAUAUAAGAAAACCCUUUAUGACUUGAUAAUAUUUCAUAUUUGAUCAUUUGAUUAGCCCUUUAUUCACCAGAGUUGGAAUUAAGUAACCGUUGGCUUUCCAAAGUAAUCCUCAAACUUGAAAUUGAUUCCAUAAGCCAGUACAGAAGAAAAUUACAUAGGUUCUGAUGAACCCUUCAAGGGAAGUAAUACAAUUUGAUGCUGACUGUCUUGAAAAGGGAUGUAACUCUUAAUCUUGAUAAUUCAUGAUUGAUGUGGUUAAAAAAUAAUAAACUCUUUAUGAAGUCCACCUUUUGAAUUCUUUCCCUGUACCAUCCUUUCUGUCUCCCUUUGACAUGCUUUGACUACUAACAUUGAGGGUUUCUGUAUCUAUUUUAUUGAGCCAUUGGUCAUCCUGAUUUUCUUGGUUAAUUUUUUCAAAACAGUCCUUUUCAUUAUCUGUUGUUAACCUCUGUUCUCUUUUUUCUUUUUUUUGACCUGCAGAGUACCAUUUCUAAUUUCCUAUGCUUCAGAUUUUAAGAAAUCAGAAACAAGUAAAUCUGGUUGUGUGUAGAUCUUUGCUUUUUGCUUCAGUUGUUCCUUACCCUGUGUUAAGAUAUUAAUUUUGCCUGGGGCAAGUGCUGUCUUGUGUGCAGAUGUUACCUAGGAUGAGUAUUCAAGGGAAAAUGCUUGUGUGUGUAUAUAUAUAUAUAUAUACACGCACACACUUCUCCCAUCUACUUUAGAGGAAGAUUUGCCUUCUUUUUCAGUAACAAAACAACAUUUUAGCAGAGCAGCACAUUGCAUUGAAAUGUCUGUGGAUGUGCCAAUCAGUGUCUCUUUAGCAUCAGUACCCAGAGUAAUGUGCAUCCUGUUGCUUCACUUUCUGAUUACUAAGCAUCUGACAGAAAUUCAUAGGAGAGAAAAUAAUGUGACUAGAAAGAUUAAUGAGAAAAGACUCACUUGAAAGAAUCAUCAAGGCUGCUUCAGCACAUAUAAAUAGCCAAGGGGCAGAAGACAAUUGAAAAAGGCUGUAUGUUUUUUCUCUUCUCUUUGGACUGUCCUUGAUUAGUCUAUAUGACAUUAUUUUGUGCUGUUAGCUGUAAAAAAUAUAAAGUACACUCCUUCAAGCAGAUUCUGUUUUUUUGUUUGUUUGUUUGUUUUUAAGAUUUAUUUUAUUUAUUUGAAAGAGUUACACAGAGGAGAAGCAGAGAGAGAGAGAGGUCUUCCAUCGCUAGUUCACUCCCUAGAUGGCUGCAAUGGCUGGAACUACGAUGAUCUGAAGCCAGGAACCAGGAGCUUCCUCCAGGUCUCCCACGUGGGUGCAGGGGCCCAAGGACUUGGGCCAUCUUCUGCUGCUAUCUCAGGCCAUAGCAGAGAGCUGGAUCGGAAGAGGAGCAGCCGGGACUAGAACUGGCGCCCAUAUGGGAUGCCGGCGCUUCAGGCCAGGGCUUUACCCCACUGUGUCACAGUGCCGGCCCCCAGAUUCUAUUUUUAUGCUAUUAAUCUGAAAAGAACUUUAAUACUUUUCCUACCCUCAUUUUAGGAUCUGACAUGAUAAGGUACUUUUUCCUAACUGUUGCCAUCUGAUAAAGUUCUAGAAGUUUUAAGAUUUUCUUCAUGGAGCAAGGUGGCAGUGCUAGAAUAUGGUGGUUUAUUCCCAUAUAGAACAGUUAAACCAUAGUUCUAGUAGCUGAUUUUUAUUGAGUACUUACUGUGUGCCAGACUCUUUAUUAAGCAUUUCUUGUGCUUCCAAUAGAUAAUACUAUAUAUUCCAUUUUAUAGAUGAGGAUAACGAGUCUUUGAGAGUUGAUCUCACACAGCCAGUAAGGACAAAAAUUCUUAAACGUGAUUCUAGAGCCUGUGCACCUAACAGCUAUGCUCUGCUGACUAUAAUGAACAGCACAGCUUUGACCAAGUACUUUAAAAAAAUGUAUCCCUGGUCAAUUCCAUUGUAUUUACUAAAAUUAUUGCUUGAAUAUGUCAUUUUGGAUUAUAAUUGUAUCAUUUUAAAUGUUGAUACUUUCAAUACUUUGUAGUAGAGAGGUAAAUUGAGUAAAUAAACUAUGCUUGAAAGAGUGAUAGGUAGGAUAAAACCUCAUAUAACUUAGAGAAUCAAGUAGAUUUCUCUCUAAACUGCCCAAGGCAAGGAUGGGGAACCUUUUUUUCUGCCAUGGGCCAUUUGGAUAUUUGUAACAUCAUUCAUGGGCUAUAUAAAAUUAUCAACUUAAAAAUUAGUCUGCUUUAGAUUUAUUGAAUUGUGAAUCCUGCCUGUGGUUGCCUUGGUAGGGGUAGACAAAAUGAUUUUGCAAACCUUAUACACCCCUGGCCUAAGGGAAAGUAGAAUUGUGGAAGGAAAUGAAAUAUCUAUAUGCCAGGUCGGGCAGAUGGACAGUUCAGAUGACAAUAGCAAGUUUAUCUACAGCAUAAAAUGUGAAAAACCUUCAAGCUUGUUGCCCACUUUUUUUUUUUUUUCCUUUUUUUUGACAGGCAGAGUGGACAGUGAGAGAGAGAGACAGAGAGAAAGGUCUUCCUUUUGCUGUUGGUUCACCCUCCAAUGGCCACCGCGGCUGGUGCGCUGCGGUCGGCGCACCGCGCUGAUCCGACGGCAGGAGCCAGGUGCUUCUCCUGGUCUCCCAUGGGGUGCAGGGCCCAAGGACUUGGGCCAUCCUCCACUGCACUCCCUGGCCACAGCAGAGAGCUGGCCUGGAAGAGGGGCAAUCGGGACAGAAUCCGGCGCCCCGACCUGGACUAGAACCCGGUGUGCCAGCACCGCAAGGCGAAGGAUUAGCCUAGUGAGCCGCAUUGUUGCCCACUUUCAAUAGCUAUCUUAUUUUUUCUCUGUCAUUCCUGAUUUUUCAAUACCAUUUCCUCAUUAAUCUAUUCUUAAAACUUGUCCUGAUUGUUUCAUGCUCAGCAUUAUUUGAAAUGGCUUCUGAAUUGCUGGUAGAUAAAUAUUAAGCCUGUUUUUUAGUUCUUGUCUUUCUUGAUCUCAUUCCUAUUUGAUAUUGUUAAAUUCCUCCUGUACCUGCUUUGGCUUAUGGGAUUCUGGCCACCCCUCCCUGCUUCUGGCUUUUCUUCAUUGGUCUUUUUUCUUCUCCUCUCCAUUGAGAAUAAUCCCCAGAUCUUAUUUUUAUUCACUACCUUUUUUAUAUUUUUACUUAUCCAUUUUUUUACACUUAGUUUAUUUAUGUGACUUCUUAUUUUGUACCCUGUGGGUUAUGUCAAAACUUUCCACAGGUACCUGUGCAGCUUGCUAUUUGAAAACAGAACUCAUCACUCAUUUUUCCAGUCCCCGUUUUCUUUUAAAAUGAGUAUCAUUGCUUAACUGCUUUACCUUGAACAGACUACCUUUCAUGUUUUUUCCCAGCUUUAGAAUAGUCUUUUAUCUUUUUCUGCCCUCCAUUUUUAAGGUCCAAAAUCUAGCUGUUGAUUAAAUUCUUAGCCUUCUCCUUGAGGCUUGACCUUUUACAUUUCUACCAUCCCCUUAUAGCAUUAUGGGCACAUCAGGCCCAGGUUACUGUAAUUCUUUGUCUCUAGUUUCCUUGCUGUCAUGAUCUUCAUCUUGUAUGAAGCUUUUGCUAGAUGUCUCAUUUUCACUUAGUAAUGCCCAGCAGGUAAUUGCUUCCAGAGCAGUGGUGUUCCAGGUUCUUCAUUACCUUACCUCAGCCUUCAUUACUCUUCAGCUUAUUCAUCCUGAUUCAUGACAUUCAAACUUCCUAUAGCUUUCUACUGUUGUCUUACAAACCCUUGCCUCUGUGCCUUUCUCACAGUCUUCUUGAUUAGUUUGCUUUUUGGCCCUAGCUCAUGUUCAAGUCUCCCUUCAAAGCCAGCUUCCUUUAUUUCUUCUGAGUGAGCCUUCCCUUAAUCCAUAUUGCCUAAGCACUUACCCUUUGAGUUUGUACUGUGGCCCGUGCACUGACUAAUAUAUUGCUUUAUAAUUAUUUUCUAGCAUUCAGUAUUAUAGUUUCACAUUUUUAUUUAUUUGCAAAAUUAAAUUGUAAGCUCCUUGAGGGCAGGAAUAAUAACUUUUACAUUUCUAUCUGUACUUCUUAGUGCCUAGUACAGUGCUGAGCACAUGGUAGGCAUUUAAUAAAUGCUUGUUGAAUUAUUGUGCUGAU
Messenger RNA from Oryctolagus cuniculus (rabbit), 21200 nucleotides. Lineage: Eukaryota; Metazoa; Chordata; Mammalia; Lagomorpha; Leporidae. The record is from RefSeq and is a predicted model, not a curated record.